AUGAGCACAACCUCGCUGAUCAGCCACCCUUGCACCAUCUGCCAGCUGCCGACUACUAUGUGGUGCAGUCGCUGCCAGAACGCCUGGUACUGCUCGCCUGAUCAUCUGCAAACUGACUGGCCGCGGCAUCGCCAGGAAUGCAUUCCUGCGAACCCAUCACUGCAGUCAAACGUCAUAGCGACACCACCCGCAGUGCAGCAACAGCUCAUCCCGGUAACUGGCAUCUUGUUCGCGCCGGAGGACGAGCGAUCUCGCUUAAUCACCGUGCAGUGCCGUCCGCAAGGCACGCCUUCUCAGGGAAUGUGUCCGUUGCCGCUUGUUCAGGACUUCUUCUCUGAGAGCGUACCAAGCACGAUCAUCCUAACGCAGGGCCUCAACGGCGAGCCCUUGAGAUUCCCGUUACAUAUCUGGUAUUGCCCCAAGGCGUUGCAGAGGGGUUCUCCGGUGAAUCGCGCGAUUUACCGCAUCACUUCCGGAGCCGCAGCGAAGCCUUGGUGCGGUACCGUGAUCGUUCUAAAGUUCAAUGGCUCGCGUAGACAAGGCUAUUCCGAUGCCGGAGCGAAUGAUCUACCCGCACUCUCGGCAUAUUUCCUUGCAUACAAGUAG
Molecule: messenger RNA, 606 nt
Organism: Laetiporus sulphureus 93-53
Lineage: Eukaryota; Fungi; Basidiomycota; Agaricomycetes; Polyporales; Laetiporaceae
Exons: 3
Coding region: 1-606 (201 amino acids)
Source: RefSeq, a predicted model, not a curated record